CGAUAUACACGUGUCUCGAAACCAUGUGCUACAAACUAGGGUAUGUUUCCGCUCGUAACUGCAAUACUACAUGUUCGUGAAUUCGAGUGUUUAUUUGGAAUAGAUCCAUUGUCCUAACAAGUAGUGGGCCCAGAACGAUUGAAACUUUUCAAAUAAACUGUCUCGCGUCUCGUAGAAGCAAAGUGAGGUUAUCUUCACGUGUCACGUCGGUUUUUUUGUAUCUCCCGAUUUUUUGAUCACGAUCUGCCCUGUGUCCGUUUUCUAUAAUAUUGUGAAACAAUGGCUACAGCGGGUGUUGUAAGAAUCGACGCAUUAACGUGGGAGAAUUAUGACAGACGGAAGAUCCAAAUGGAAGCCGCUUAUUCAGACGAACGCUUGGAAUUUCGUGAAUGUUGAUGAAAAAUCCCAUUCUGGGUCGUUACUAUGUGGCCACAAGAAAUAUUAAAGCGGGAGAAAUUAUUCUCAAAGAACAUCAGCCUCUGGUUUCCGGGCCUAUGCACAAUUCCGUCCCGGUAUGCCUUAAAUGCUAUGCAGUAUUAUAUAAAGACAUAGCAAUUCCGUGUAUAAAAUGUGGAUGGCCACUUUGUGAAAAUUGUAAAGAUCAUGGUUUGGAAUGUGACUUUACUUCUUCCCGCAGAGACAAUAAGGUAUCCAUAACAGAGUUUGGUUAUCCACAUCCAAGUUAUCAAUGUAUAAAUGUAAUAAGAACACUGUCUAUGAAAAGUAACGAUUUGGAGAAUUAUAAAAAAUUAUUGUCGCUCGAGAGUCAUUCGAAUGUACUAAAAGAAAAGGGAAUUUUCAGCUUUGAGAAACCGUCGAGCGUCGCGUCUUUUAUUAAAAGAUUUUUUAAAGCGGACGACAUUUCCGAAGAUGAGAUUAUAAACAUCAUUGGUAUUUUGCAGGUCAAUGGACACGAAGUUCCUCUCACGGAACGACCGUACAUUGCAGUUUACGAGUUGGCAUCGUUUCUCGAACAUUCCUGCAAAGCAAAUUCUUCAAAAAGCUUUACGAACGAAGGUGGGCUGAUCAUUCAUGCUGCUGUGCACAUCACAAAAGGAGAUCAUAUUUCCAUCUGUUAUACGGAUCCAUUAUGGGGUACUACGAACAGAAGGCACCAUUUGUCUGAAACAAAAUUUUUCGAUUGCAUUUGUGACAGAUGCAAAGAUCCCACAGAAUUUGGAACAAUGUUUAAUGCCAUUAAAUGCAGUGGAAUCGACUGUUCUGGUUACAUGCUGCCUGAAACCUUUCUCCAUCAAGAACAAACAGAUUAUAUAUGUUCCAUAUGUGGAUUAACAGUACCCUAUGGAAAGGUUGAAGAUAUUCUAGAAAAGAUUGGCAUGGAUCUCUCUACAAUGAAGAAAAAUGAUAUUGGCAUGUGUAAAACGUUUCUGGAUCGUUAUAAAACCACGCUGCAUCCGAAUCAUUUUUACAAUACCGAUAUAAAUAUUGCUCUAGCUCAAUUAAUCGGUCAACAAAACGGAUUAGAAGCAGUCGAAGAGGAUCUCCUCGUGAAGAAAAUUGAACUAUGCAAAAAUGUCGACAAUUUACUCAGAAUUCUUGCGCCCGCCGAAAAUCGAAUACGAGGGUUAAUUCUUUUUGAAAUGCACGCAGCCAUCGCGAAUUUCAGCAGGAGACACCCAGAAGAAGAUACUUUGAUAUUAUUGCGGGAAUCGAAGAAGUGUUUGGUUGAAGCUUACAAUUUAUUAAAACUUGAGCCGACGGUCCUUCCAGAAGGGAAAAUUGCUCACCAAGCUAAAGAAAACUUGCAAAAAACGACCGACAUUUUGAAACAUUUAAAAAUUCAGCAAUCAUAAACAAAAUUAGAUGUGCAAGUCAAGGUAAAAAUAUUUUUGUGA
Colletes gigas is the source of this 1856-nucleotide messenger RNA. Its product is annotated as SET domain-containing protein SmydA-8-like. NCBI's taxonomy places the organism in Eukaryota, Metazoa, Arthropoda, Insecta, Hymenoptera, Colletidae. The transcript is spliced from 8 exons. The coding region runs from base 390 to 1814 and encodes 474 amino acids. Gene Ontology annotation, molecular function: protein binding. The record is from RefSeq and is a predicted model, not a curated record.